This is a messenger RNA of Lathyrus oleraceus (garden pea), 931 nucleotides long. RefSeq lists its product as uncharacterized. Bases 218 to 931 code for a protein of 237 amino acids. Lineage: Eukaryota; Viridiplantae; Streptophyta; Magnoliopsida; Fabales; Fabaceae. The transcript is spliced from 4 exons. The record is from RefSeq and is a predicted model, not a curated record.
UGGGGCUGUCGUUGAAGCGGUUCAAAAUGUUUAUGACGAAUGUGAGACUUUAUCCCAAACCUUACCUUCAACCGAGGUCCAGGAUUGCAGGAGCGUACUUAGUCGAGUACUAAAUGUUCCUGAGUAUUCCGGUCGUGUGAGGGGUAAGGGUUUUGGUGUGACUCCGUCGUCAUUUUAUAAAAAACCAAAAACAAAAAAUCCUACCAACAAAGAGGUGAUGGAGACCUUGGCGGAGUUAAGGGCACAAGUACUCGAACUACAAAAGGAGAAUGCAAGGUAUAGAGAGGAAAGGUGCGGUUCCGAGGCAAAAGAUACUAGUGACCGAGCUAGUAUCAAUUGUCAACCGAAAUUUCCCGAGUGCAUUACACCUUGUCAGCUGUAUCUAUCGUCACCAACUUAUCGCAUAGUUGGCAAGGGAAAAGUGCACAACACUUCGGGUGAAUUACUUCACCAUAAUCCCCUCCCGGUGGGAUAUAUGAAAGUUUCGGUUGACCUUGUAUUAGAUACGGACGCGCUUCUACCAUUACCUGACGUUGUUUCAGAGACAACGUUGAUGCGAGAUGCAGUCGGAUCCUUUGUUGGAUGGCCGUCAGAUCUAAUUUUCCCAGAUGUACCACAUGAUAACAUUAAAGGACAACAAGAGAAUACUUAUAUGUCAGUUGCUGGGAAACUUACGGAAUUCCAUGAUAUAAAUAAUAUGGCCCCAUUCAUUGCUAGUCAUUUACAACAUUCUACUUAUGCUCCUAACAACGAAACACACAGGACAAGGGAUAAGGUCAUAACUCCAAAAGCUAUUAAUCUACUUAAUAAUGAUGGUUCACAAAUUAAGGAAAUGGGCUCAAUUCAAGAAAAUUAUAACAAGGAUCAUAAUGAGGUUUUUAAUGUCCCUAUACCCCCUGAUGCAAACUUGAAACAUGCAAACUUCAAAUAA